This is a messenger RNA of Colias croceus (clouded yellow), 610 nucleotides long. RefSeq lists its product as uncharacterized. The coding region runs from base 16 to 564 and encodes 182 amino acids. The record is from RefSeq and is a predicted model, not a curated record. The transcript has 2 exons. NCBI's taxonomy places the organism in Eukaryota, Metazoa, Arthropoda, Insecta, Lepidoptera, Pieridae.
GCACUCAAUCUAAUCAUGGUUACGAGAAUUCUUUUUGUGGCAAUUUUUGUGUGUGUUUUCGCGCAAGAUUAUUAUGAAGAGCGGCAUAAAUAUCAAUACCGGACGCAAAUGGAGUACCUUAACGAAAUACCGAGCAAAUUCGAGGUCAAAGGGAACAACGCAAUCACUGAAUUCAAUGAAUACUUGUCGAGCAUUCAAGAGUUGGCGAAACGGGACAAUUUGACGAUCAUCUACAAGGUAAAAGUCGAAAUAGUGAACCCGAAAAUGAAGCGAUCAAAGAAGAAGCAAUCGAAGAAAACAAUAUCAAAGAAAUACAAUGUACCUUUGAAGAAGCAGAACAUGAAAUUAUCGAACUUCGAGAUGAUUUUGCGUAAACGUAUGAACGAGAUAGAACAACAACAACAGCGGGCGGAGAAUUAUCUAUCAACGACAGAGAAACAGAGGAUUCUGUUGACAACAAAGCCGCCUUCCUUAGGAAAAUAUAAGCCUAUAAUUAGGAGUGUCCGGACUAAUUACACGAAAAUCGUUAGGCCUGUGAGAAACAAAGUGAUAACAUUGAGUUAGUUUAAAUUUUAAGGUGAUUUUGUAAAUAAAUUGUUUUGUAUGGAAA